Molecule: messenger RNA, 4266 nt
Organism: Toxoplasma gondii ME49
Lineage: Eukaryota; Apicomplexa; Conoidasida; Eucoccidiorida; Sarcocystidae
Exons: 6
Coding region: 1431-3005 (524 amino acids)
Source: RefSeq, a predicted model, not a curated record
AUUCUUUUCCGUGUUUCCUCGUGACUUCUUUUCUUCGUCAUCCUGGCGGCGUCUCUCGAGGUAAAGGAACGAUGCGAGAGCCGUCUUCUUCGUCGAUGCUGGACUGCGACAGCUGUUCGCCUUAGACUCCCGGUCCUCGUUUUUCCCCAAAAGGCAAGAGGAGUUCCGUGAGAAAGAUGACAGAGUUCCUUUGUCGUUUCCCUCUUUCAUGAAUCUCUGCAGUGCCCGAAGCGCCUCCUCCUCUUGGUCAUCUUCCUAGCAGGCUCGCGCUGCAGAAGAGUGACUCUGUUCCUCGCCAGUUGCGGAAUCUGAGUUUCAGGGGAAUGCACUCUUGUUUUGACAAUCCUGUCCUUCAGUUCACCUUCUGAUGCCGAGAAAACUGAAAACAGAGGCGGCGCAUCCGCACUCGCUCAUCCGUGGAGCGUUUCGCAGCCGGCGUCUCCGUCAAAAUCCAAGGCCGCGCCAGCAUCUUGUCAAACGAGGCAUUCCGUAUAAAACAUAUGCAUGCAUACAUAUAUACACAUAUAUACAUCUAUAUAUUUAUAUAUUCGUAUUUUUAUAUAUUUACAUAUAUAUAUAUAUAUAAAUAUGCAGAUAAAUAGACAAUUUGAUAUAUGUAUUUAUAUACAUGUGUAUGUACGUAUGGGAGUCUGCAUUGUGCGUAUUUGCUUUGAGAGUUCUUUGCCCGUUUGAGGAUCUGCAGGCGCUCGCCUCGACCGCUUUUCUGACUUCUCCUGGAGAGCCACCGAGGACGGUUGUUUUGCGGUGUCAGCGGCGGCGCGACUGUCGAAGUCUUUUGACAUUUUUAGGGGAUCUUCGGAGAACCUCAGCGAGUUUUUGCCAAGCAAAAAGUCCAGGGAAAUUGGGGGCGAUAGGAAAACCGAGGAGUUUCGGCUCAUCUUCCUUACGCAGUUCCUUCGUUCGCCUUCUGGAUGUGUUCUGCUCGUCUUGUUUUGUCUCACCUUUGUCCUCGUUUCAGCUUUCCUUUUGUUCCCUUGUUCAUCUCUCACUCGAGCCUUCUGGCCGUUUCUCUUCGUCCCCACUCUAUCCUUGUCCUUGCAUUCUCUCUCCCCUUUUUCAACUGGUUCUGGCUCUCUGCUUUCCUUCGCCUUCCUGCGUCGGUCCAGUCCACUGAACUGCGCCUCCGGAUCUCCCAGUUUGCGCCUUUCUGACAGAAAAUCCUGAACUCUUGGGCUGCGAGGCUGGCGUCCUUGCCGAGGCACCAGCCUUCCGAGCGAGCCACGGUAGGGGAACUCACGGCGUCGCCUGCGAUACCUGCCGCUUCCGCAGUCUUGCGAUUUUCCCCUCGCGAACCUCGAGGACUGCGAACGGUGUCUCUUUGGAAUUUGCAUUUCUGCGCCAGCCGCUCUUUUCUCUCUCUGUCGCCUGCGUUUUCGCUCUCCACCCUUCCUGAACUUCCUGCAAUCACAAUGGGGCAAACGCAGUCGAUCGACCUCUCCGACGACGGCGUAGACGACGUCCAAAUCCGGCGACGCGAACGAGAUGAAAUGCGGACAACGCGUCGUAAAAAGCCUGAGGCAAAGAAGAGACUCGAUGCCUUCAUGAAGCACACUGAGGCUCCAAACCACAUUCGAGCGAUCCGCGAGGCCGGCCGAGAACGCGAGAAGGACGACGGCGGCAUUGAGGGUACUUUUGAAAUCGCGGACCUCGUGAGGAAGAAGAAGCCCAAGGAAGACUCGGAAGAAUUCAAGGUGGAUGGUCCGCUGAUGGAUCUGCCGAAGUACGAACAGUCUGAGAGUGAGUCGUCUUCCUCAGACGACGAAGACCGAGGACAAUACCAUUUCGAGAUCUCCACUCUGCAGAAAGACGCGCCGCUUGCUGUGACCGACCCCGAGGCUCACCCUGUGAUCAUCGACGGCGAAUGCGCCGUUGGAAAGGAACUGAAACUCCGAGACUGUUCUCCCCUUGCUCGCGACUUCCCGAUCUUCAGAGUUGAGUGGUACCUCGGGACCGACAUUGGAGACGCUGAAAAGUUCUCCGUCCAAUAUGCCAGCGAAGGAAGUCUCUCUCUCCCUUUCAGCGUCCCCGACGAUUCUGUAGGAAAAUAUAUCCAAGCGAAGGCCUACAGGAAUGUCGAAGAUCAACUUCACGAGACGCAGCUCGCGAGCGCAAAGGCCGGCGUGUAUGAUCCACACAUUGGGGGACCUCGCCAUACAGACUACCUGCCUCCUCCGGGCGUCGUCCGCGUGUGCUCCACUGCGGUUUCCGGUCCAUGUUUGAUCUCGGACGCAUCCGCGUACGUACUGCUCAAGUGCCUCUCGCGGGGCGCCUUCACCUGCGCUGUGAAGCUCAGAGACGUCUGGAAGCGCGACAGCUACGGGGAGGCGUUCGUCUCGCUGGAGGGGAGUCGAGCGCUCGCGAAGAGUGGAAAGAAGCUCCCGGCGACGCUCUUCGUCGACAACGCAGGUCUCCUACAGCUGCGCUACCGCCUGGCAGACGUCGUGAAACUCACAGGCGGCGACGGCAGCGAUUUGGGAGUGCUGGGGCUCGACCUCUUUGGCGGCUUGCUCGGUGGCCGUACUCCCGAGGGACAGGCGGGGCUGUGGGGAGACGCCGAAGUCGACGACGCGUCUGCGGCGCCUGCAAAGGUGGAAGAUCUCGAGAAGUUUUCAACGAACCUCGACGCGGUUUCUUUUCGACCUUCAGAAGCGCCAAACACAAUCGUCGCGGCGCUGGAGUGGCAACCGACAGACGGAUCCAAGGCGGGGAAACAAGACUUUUUCAGAUUCGACGUCGACCCUGCCGUCGGCCGUGACAACGCCCUCUACGUCCUGAUCGGAUUCCAGGCUGCUCAGGCGAAAAGAAAAUUCAACCAACGGGAAUGGGAGACCUAUGUGCAACGAGGGAACUUACAGGUAGCGAAAGACCUCGUUCAACGCUACCUCGAAGCAAUAACGAGGAAAACAGAGGAAACUCGUCCUGCAUUCGAGAGAAUGGCAACAACUCCCUGGUCGAUUCUGAAUGCGCCUCAGCGCCUGACUUAGCUCGUGUGAACUUCGGUUUUUCUGUCUGCUUUUCAUCGCUUCCUUGCUUUCUCUCUUCGCCAUACAGGCGACAUCUCCCGGUUUGUCUGGCCCUUCAGACUUUUCAAGCCACUGCCGCCUGGCACCCCUUUUUCUUCUCUUCUGUUCUUCCCUGGAUCGAUUGUCUCUGCAAGCGUACAAAAAUCACACUUGGUCUACUCCGCCUUCGAUGUCGUUCAAAACCUCCCGUUUCCGUCUCCCGCUCUAAAAUCCAAAGUCCAAAGAGACCCGAAUACGCAGUGCUUGCUCUCGCUAUGUAACUGGAAUCCAGUACCUAUAUACAUAUAUAUAUAUAUAUAUAUACAUAUAGACAGAUAUAUAUAUAUAUAUACAGAUAUAUAUAUAUAUAUAUAUAUGUAGGCAGAUAAAUAAAGAGGUGCAGAAGGUGCGCAACAUUUCAACACUUCGGAAGUUAUAGUGAAGCUCUCGACUUCGUUUGAAAAAAACGUAAACGCACUGGGGAAAUCAUUUCGCCUUCUUCAAGCGGAACCGACAAGCAGUUGGCGUUUGUCGGGGACGGCGAGCCGAGUUUUGGAUUCUGGCGAGAUUUCAGGAAACGGAAAACUGUUUUUCCCCGCGCGCCACCCGUUGCAGAGCUUAUGAAACGCACGAGCGUAUCGAGACAGAGAGCGAGAAAAGCGAAGCAUACGUAGACGCGGAGGCCGCCUUAAGGACGGGUGAAAAGGAGCGGAGACCCAAGAGGGAAGGAAAGGAUACAAGGAGAGAGAACGCGAGAACGACAGUGGAAGGACUGCUGCAGAACCUCCAAAAGCUCCAAACCACGACACCCUGCCUUCUACGCGGGUCCAUUUGAAGCCGUUUUCGUGAUUCGACAGUCCGGCAGAAAGCCUUGCGCACAACGAAGAUGGAGGCUGCAGACGCGCGUUGGUGUCUCUUGGAAAAAAAGACUUGGGGGCAAACAGAACUUCAGGGGAACCGUCGCAAGAGCCUUUCGUUCAAAAGGGGAAAGGGCAUUCUCCCCCAUCUAGCGAGUUCACACGCUGUGCCUGGAGCCUCUUUUCCCCACAGCGCAUUCAGAAGAAACCGCGAAGGCUAGCAGGUUCCUGCGAAGACGAGAAGGCGAACCGUUUCAAUGCAGUGGACUCGCUGACGCAUCUGAAAAAACGGAAAACCGGGAGCACCUCGCAAUAAGGUUCUCCCCUAGAUGCAAAGCGAGGACAGGGGCGGGUCGCUGGAGUGCUGUCUCUCACCGGCACCCACG